AUGGCUGACCAAGUCUUGCGGGAUGAUGAAGCCCAGCGAGUCCAGUGGAUCCCUCCUGGCAGAGCUGAAGAUCAGGAGACCCACGCAGCGGGCCAGGAUCCCAGCACCAUUCACAGACCCCGUACGUCCCCCGCACCUCCUGCGGCGCCGUGCUUGGUCUGGCGCUUUCCCCCCUCUGCCCUUUUGCUCUCCUUCUCAUCCGCCCUGGGGCCAUCACGGAGGGGUGCCUGGGUGUCCCUGGGCAGCAAGGGGGAGCACCCCCCAAAACCCCACACGGAGGAGUACCAGGGCGAGCUGGAGUGGCUGGCGCAGAAGCUGCACGCCCUUCUGCCCUCCCCGCUGCUCAGCAUCACCGUGCCCCCCACGCAGGCCGUGACACCGGAGCCGGCAACACCCCGCCACGGGAGCCCACCCCCGCCCCGGCCGGACCCGGCAGACGUCGACGCCCUGGUGCCCACGCACGACGAGCACGGCCGCCCCAUCCCCGAGUGGAAGCGGCAGGUGAUGGUGCGGCGGCUGCGGGCCCGCCUGGCAGCAGACGACACCCCGGGAGGCGAGGUAGGGCGCGAGGGCCAGCGGGGCCUGGGCACGUGGUGCUUCUCGCCGGCCUGCGACGCCAUGCUGGGCCCGUUCGGGGAGCUGCUGACCGAGGCGGACCUGGCACAGCUGGAGUGGCAGGUGGAGAGCCUGCGCCUGCGGCGCCGGGGCGAGAAGUACCAGGGCGAGCUGGAGCGGCUGGCGCAGGAGCUGCGCGCCCUCCUGCCCUCCCCGCUGCUCAGCAUCACCGUGCAGAGCCCACCGCCGGCACCGGGCCAGCCGCUGCCCCUCUGGUGCGGCCGCCUGGCUGGAGUGGUGAGCAGCCUGGCCCUGCUGCUGGCCAACGCCGAGGGGACCCGGGCCGGGCCAUCCCCGCCACCCGCCGCCCCCGCCCAGCCCCGGGCCCCCACUGGCAGCGUGGCCCAGCGGGAGAUCCGGCAGUGCGGUGUCUCCGUCCGCAGCCUCCGUGGCGCCUUCGAGGCCCCAGCGCCCGGCCCAGCCUCGGGGACCCCGGCGGCGGCAGCGGGGCAGUGCGGGAACAGGGAUGCAGGACCAUCUCGGGAGGCGCCACAUGGCCUCAGAGAGCUGGCUGGAGGGGAAAGCGAGUCUGGCGGUACGGGGGCAGCCAGUGACUCAGGGAUCAGCUGCGAAGAAGGGCUUUCCGACGCCAGUGGGUCGCCGGUGCCGGUGCUGGAGUCGGCGAGCCUCAGGAAGGAGCGGAUCGUGAUGCUCUUCCUGAGCCACUGGAAGCGAUCUGCCGAGAGCCCAUCCCUGCGUGCCGUGGCCAGGAAAACGCUGGAGUCCCAGCGGGCCCAGAGGGAGGGCACUGGGGGCCCCAAAGCGGAUGAGGCGUCCGCGGAAAAGACACCGGGAGAGAUGACCAAAGCAGGCCACUUGGUCCUUCAGAGAAAUGCCAUCCAGGAGCUCAUCAGCACCUGGAAGGACGUUGCCUCCUACGGCCCCGCACAGCAGCAGCAGCGUGGCACCUACUCCCCAGAGCAGUUCCUGCCCCACGUCGAUGGAGCGCCAGUUGACUACGACAGCCUCACACUGGACCUCUUCAUGCUGGGCUAUUUCCGCAUCUUGGAGCAGGACCUUUCCCCAGAAGAGCGCCGGGGCCGGCACCUGCUCUGCUUCGAGGUGUUUGACCACCUGGGCCGGCACAGCUGGGAGGCAGUGCGUGCCUUCCACCGGGCCGUGACAGAUGAGAUCGACGCCGGCCGGAGAGGCUGGAAAGACAGCUUCGAAGAUAUCAAGGCAAGGUAUUUUGGCAGCACCAAGGGCUCUGUGUGCUGGCUGGGGUCGGGCCGGGGCAUCACGGGAAGCCCUCGGCAGCCGGCGGCCAGCACGCUGGCACAGAACCCACCGCCCCGGCAUCACCCGGGCUGCGGGGCCGCUCUCGCUGGUGUCAGCAACGAGGAGAUUUGCAGGUACAUCGACCGCAGCUUCGCCUUCUGGAAGGAGAAGGAAGCGGAGAUCUUCAGCUUCGAGGAGUAAGGCUGGCAGCCCUGAGGUGCCGGGUCUGCAGCGCUGCCCCAGGGGUGGCUGGGGCAGUUUCAAAGGCAAAAACUGCCUCGACGGUGGGGGGUAUUUCCCCUGCCGUGCCUUUCCCGCACGGAAGUAAAUGGGCAGAAAAACGACUCUGAGACACCUUCAUUCUCACAAGAGGGCUGGGCACCAGCAGGGACCUUCUCUGAGGCACUCCAGAACUACAGGCUCCCAGGGAUUUAGGUACCCCCUGCUUUCAGGGCCUUUAGCAGCCUUUCCUAGACUGCUGCUUUUCCUGCUAUUUUGGUUUUUUGCAAGGCAGACAGCAGAUGAAGCGCUCGCCAUGAGAUGGCUGGCAGGAAGAGGGAAGAGGCCGUGGUUUACAUCUGCGUAUUUUCUACCAGAGCUCCUUCUCCCAUAUCCUUUUUCUCCCACUGCCUUUUGCAAAGGGCUCAGU
Dromaius novaehollandiae (emu) is the source of this 2482-nucleotide messenger RNA. It is a transcript of the gene ESPNL, whose product is annotated as espin like. The transcript has 3 exons. Gene Ontology annotation, cellular component: cytoplasm. Gene Ontology annotation, biological process: actin filament bundle assembly. NCBI's taxonomy places the organism in Eukaryota, Metazoa, Chordata, Aves, Casuariiformes, Dromaiidae. The coding region runs from base 1 to 2034 and encodes 677 amino acids. Gene Ontology annotation, molecular function: actin filament binding. The record is from RefSeq and is a predicted model, not a curated record.